Molecule: messenger RNA, 471 nt
Organism: Caenorhabditis remanei
Lineage: Eukaryota; Metazoa; Nematoda; Chromadorea; Rhabditida; Rhabditidae
Exons: 1
Coding region: 1-471 (156 amino acids)
Source: RefSeq, a predicted model, not a curated record
AUGGUGUACGGUAGUUGGGCGUGGCCCCCGCGCCGUCUUGGACGCUGGCCUACGCGCGACGCUGGUGUCUCCCCGACGAUUGGUCUAUCUAGGCAAGCCGAGGCUGUUUGCUUACUGCGCCUUCCGACGUCGUCGUUCAAUCUGAGUCUCUACAUAUUUCUGAAUUUGUCGGACGCCUCUAACAUCAUCGCCGUCGCCACCACCACUCCAAACAUACUCCUCACAUCACUCCCUUUUUAUCUGAUUUUGAUUGCUUCUGACAACCCGACUGUCCGGACGCUCCGACCGUAUCUCGGAACGAACUCCAAGAAAACUGUGCUCCAACACUUCAUCCUGGUGCUCACCACCACCACCACCACUGCUUCUCCACUACUGUCCUCCAUCGUCGUCGAGUGCGGAUAUGCAACGGACCGAUUUGUAUACAAUCACCGAACCCCUUCCGAGAUGCGAUCAAUCGCUAAUACGAGUUAA